Messenger RNA from Anoplopoma fimbria (sablefish), 573 nucleotides. RefSeq names its product HLA class II histocompatibility antigen, DR beta 5 chain-like. Gene Ontology annotation, biological process: immunoglobulin production involved in immunoglobulin-mediated immune response; immune response; peptide antigen assembly with MHC class II protein complex. Lineage: Eukaryota; Metazoa; Chordata; Actinopteri; Perciformes; Anoplopomatidae. The record is from RefSeq and is a predicted model, not a curated record. Gene Ontology annotation, cellular component: membrane; MHC class II protein complex. Gene Ontology annotation, molecular function: MHC class II protein complex binding. Bases 1 to 573 code for a protein of 190 amino acids. The transcript is spliced from 5 exons.
AUGACAAGUGGCUAUGUAUAUCAGAUGAUAUAUGAUUGUGAGUAUGGUGACGACAUCACGGACGUGGUCUUCUUUGUGAAAAACCUAUUUAACCAAAAGAUCAUCACCCUCUAUGACUCUCGGGUCGGGAAGUACGUUGGCUUUGGAGAAAGCGGCAUGAAGAACGCGGACCAUUAUAACCACCAGGGCUGGAAAAUGGAAGAGAGAAAGAGACAAGUGGAGACUCUCUGCAGAUACAACGCCAGAUUAUUCAGAAGGAGCACGCUGGACAGGCUCGUGCCUCCGGUCAUCAAGGUCCAUCCAGCCAAGCCAAUCGACUACGGGAAGCGGUCCAUGCUGGAGUGUAGCGUUGUGGGGUUUUUCCCACAGGAAGUGAGGCUCACACCCAGGAGAGGGGAGAGGGUGAGCUGCAGGGUGGACCACAGCAGCCAGAGGAAGAGCCUGGAGGUGGACUGGGACACCUCUUCACUGGAUGCUAAACACCUGAAGAAGACUUUGGGGAUCAUGUUCUUCUUCAUCGGCUUCACUGCGGCGGCUGGUGGAGCAGCUUACUACUGGUGGAAACAGAGGUGA